AGCAUUAGACGACCCCAAUUACUACUUUGCUAGCUACUCACCAUGAGAGAAGUCAUUUCCCUCAACGUCGGCCAGGCCGGUUGCCAGAUCGCGAAUUCGUGCUGGGAGCUCUACUGCCUCGAGCACGGCAUCCAGCCCGAUGGUUAUCUGACUGAGGAGCGCAAGGCCAAGAACGACGACCACGGUUUCAGCACCUUCUUCUCCGAGACGGGCCAGGGCAAGUAUGUCCCCCGUACCAUCUACGCCGAUUUGGAGCCAAACGUCGUCGACGAGGUCCGCACUGGCCCUUACCGCUCUCUCUUCCACCCGGAGCAAAUGAUCACCGGCAAGGAGGAUGCGUCGAACAACUACGCCCGUGGCCAUUACACUGUCGGAAAGGAGCUCAUCGACCAGGUCUUGGACAAGGUCCGCCGUGUUGCUGACAACUGCGCUGGUCUGCAAGGUUUCCUCGUCUUCCAUUCCUUCGGUGGCGGUACCGGUUCUGGAUUCGGAGCCCUGUUGAUGGAGCGUCUGUCGGUCGACUAUGGUAAGAAGUGCAAGCUCGAGUUCUGCGUCUACCCAGCGCCCCAGGUUGCCACUUCAGUCGUCGAGCCCUACAACUCGAUUCUUACUACGCACACGACCCUCGAGCACUCCGACUGCAGUUUCAUGGUCGACAACGAGGCCAUCUACGACAUCUGCCGUAAAAACCUUGGCAUUGAGCGCCCCAACUACGAGAACCUGAACCGCCUCAUCGCCCAGGUCGUCUCCUCCAUCACGGCCUCGCUCCGAUUCGACGGCUCCCUCAACGUCGACUUGAACGAGUUCCAGACCAACUUGGUCCCCUACCCGCGUAUCCAUUUCCCUCUCGUCGCUUAUGCUCCCGUCAUCUCUGCUGCCAAGGCCGCCCACGAGGCCAACUCGGUCAUGGAGAUCACCAAUGCCUGCUUCGAGCCCAACAACCAGAUGGUCAAGUGCGAUCCUCGCAACGGCAAGUACAUGGCCACCUGCCUGUUGUACCGUGGUGACGUCGUCCCCAAGGACCCCCACGCUGCCAUUGCCCACCUCAAGACCAAGCGCACUGUGCAGUUUGUCGACUGGUGCCCAACCGGUUUCAAGAUUGGUAUCUGCUACCAGCCACCUGAGGUCGUUCCUAACGGCGAUCUUGCUGGCGUUAACCGCGCCGUCUGCAUGUUGUCCAACACCACGGCUAUCAGCGAGGCCUGGGGCGCUCUUUCACACAAGUUCGACCUCAUGUACAGCAAGCGUGCUUUCGUCCACUGGUACGUAGGAGAGGGUAUGGAGGAGGGUGAAUUCUCUGAAGCUCGUGAGGACCUUGCUGCCCUGGAGCGCGAUUACGAGGAGGUUGCUGCCGACACCAUCGGCGACGACGAGGGUGUUGAGGCCGAGUACUAGACGACGGCUUGGUGCUGUGCACUGGGGCGCGGUGAAGAGCAGUUCGGUUCUGUGUUGUUGAUUGGCAUGCCCUUGUUCGAAGCUACGCUUUUGAUGAGGACACCGGCCUUUUGGCGAUUAGGAGCCGCGGAGUUUUGAGCGAACUGCUAGCAAGCG
Molecule: messenger RNA, 1551 nt
Organism: Cucurbitaria berberidis CBS 394.84
Lineage: Eukaryota; Fungi; Ascomycota; Dothideomycetes; Pleosporales; Cucurbitariaceae
Product: tubulin-domain-containing protein
Exons: 5
Coding region: 43-1395 (450 amino acids)
Biological process (GO): nuclear migration by microtubule mediated pushing forces; microtubule cytoskeleton organization; nuclear division
Cellular component (GO): spindle; nucleus; cytoplasm
Molecular function (GO): GTP binding; structural constituent of cytoskeleton
Source: RefSeq, a predicted model, not a curated record